AUGGCGGUCACCGUCUUACCGGCCAGCUCCUUAACGGAACCCAUAAAGCAGGCCCUUCGCUCAACCACCACGUGCUCCGACGCUACCGUGUUGUCCCUCCAAACACUCCUCCGCGGGUCGCCAAAGAUGCCCGAGAAACCCACGAAACGAUCAACGUCCACACGAGAGCCCGCAACACCAGCUGGCCGAGGGAGAACUUCACGCGCAACGAAGUCAAAAGCUGGAAGUGAUGCUACAUUGCAAUCCUUGGCCGACGACUCCGCAUUGUCGUGUCAGGAGAAGCUCGUUUUCGCUACAGAAGUAUUCAAUGCCACAUUGAAGACUCUCACAGAUGCCGCCAAAAUAUCGUCAACCAGGCGCUCAAACCCUCCCAGCGCCCAAGAUCCCGAUGUCGGCAUCACAUCUGCCGCCGAAUGCGCCAGACUCUCUUUGUCAACUCUGCGCACACUUAAAAAUGAUACUGGGGCCGACAACUUCCCCAACAUGCAACUGGAGCAGGGACUCUGUGUUCUUGCAGGAAAACUUAUCUCCCUGGGUCUGAUUGACAUGGCAUACAAAGAGCUCCGACUUCUCAAGCGCAGGAUACAGCAACAUCUGGAUGGUGGAAAGGCGGGGAGGAAGGCGACAGCAGCCAAGGACAUAACCGACGAUGAAAUUGCGAAAGAGCGCAUGUCCGAUAUGUUGACUUUUGCUCACAUUGGAAAUGCGAAUUCGCUAUACGGUCUGAUUAUCUCAUUCCACUCGAAUGUGCUACGCCUGCUUGCGGCGGAUAAGAGGGCUUCGACAAUACAGAAGGUCUUCUUGUCUCUGCAAGUAUCCGACUCUAGCAGUCCUGCACAGGUUAUUCUGGCUGCAUUGAAAUCUGGCCAUUUAACCGCUGAUAAGGCUGCUCUUCAACUGCAGCUAUUGUCCAAUGCAGUUCUUUCGCUCUGCGCAGGAACGUCCAUGUCUAAAGAUGAGGCUUCAAGUAGCUUGAGGCCUAUCACCUCCUUGAACUUCCAGAUGCUUUCCCUUGAGCUUCGAUGCAUGAGCUGGAAACUGUCUGGACAUGUCUGUGACGAGAGCAAAGAGGUCUUCGAACCUUUGCUUCGUUAUUUCGGCAGCUUCUCUCAUCGCAGUAAGGCAAUCGAUAAGAUUGAGUUUGCUCUGAUCUAUAAAAACGUCACCCGGCUACAGAGCUCGAUUUCAGAGAUCAAGAAGAAGUCGUCUGAAACAACGAAUGCCGUCCAGGCAGCCAAGCUCAUGACACUUCUCGGUCAGCUUGCUUUUGACGCUGGAUGCUUUGAUGAAUCCAUGAAACUUUUUACACAAGCCAUUAACCCACUUUCAAAAACCCAGAGCCUCUCUUUAGCGACAGUCCGCUGCAAAAUCGCAUCCGUCCACUUCCAGGCCCUGAAGACGUCUCAAAAGCUUCUAGGCCCAACACUAGGUUCUAUCUCAGAGGCUACGGGUGCACUUGGUUUGCAGUUGAGAGGCAGCGCAAAUGACCUGGAUGAACUUCUUGUCGAGGCGGCCAGAUUAAAAAAGGUUGCUCUUGCCUGGUUUGGCGAGGCAAUAACGAAGACAAUCGAGUCCGAAAGUGAAAAGAACGAGGUCGCAGCUCAGAUCAGAGAAUAUUUGCAAGCAUUUCUCAGAUUCCUCCGACGCUAUGUUGGACGCCAACCAACAGAAGAGAGCGACAAUAACGAUAUUGAGAUGUUUAACAGCCGUGUAUCGAUUGCUCGGAGCAUCAUUCUUGCUGCCAUUGACUCGGCUGUUGCAGUCGGUAAACUCUCCAUCACUUCCCAAAGACCUCCUUGGGAGGACAUGCUGCCUAUCCUCGCCGACUGUCAGCGUUUGCUUUCGACCAUUGAAUCUUCCACCCAGACCAGCGCAGAAAACACAGAAAGCCUUGGUAUGGCACUCGUCAAGCUUUCGAAUCUGUUCUGGUCUCGUUAUAUAAAAGAAAAAGAAUCUGGUCAUGGUUACCGGGAACUGAUUCCUCUUCUCAAACAUUCAACUCAGCUCCUUUCUAAUUGCUCACCUUCUCAUCGCAAAACCGCUUUUGCAGCUCUGAAAUUUGAGAGAAUGGCGCAUCUGUACGUGGAUGGGAAUUUCUACAGUGAUUCUGAAAAGAUGUUCCGACAAUCUAUCGAUGAAUACAUUCUCUCUGGCACUCUGGACGAGAUUCUCAAGAGCAGCAAGGGACACAAUCCAAAUACAGUGAGCCUGGAUCCCCAAACCCCUGGUUUCAUGAUGGGGCGUGUACUCUCUGCUCUUUUGAAGAUGAAACUACGCAGGAAGGGAUCACAACCCUGUGCUGCGUAUGACGACAGCGAACUCGAUUUCGAGCAAAGGACCGUUCUUCUGGAAUGGCAGAUGAGUUUGCUGUUUGACAUGCACAGCCAGUCCUCAAACGAAGAAGAGUUCCGCUCGAUGCUCAGUCCGCUCGUCUCCUCACUACUUGAAUUAUACCCCCUCGAACUUCACCCCAUCCGUCGCUCGCGUGUGAUACUUUCUUCUUUACGAUUCCUUCUCGAAAAUCCCACAUCUUUGGGACCAGAGUUGACCGAGACCCUGUUGGACUCGGGAAUCGAGUUUUUGGACUUUGACCAACAAAUUGGCGAGGAUGGUGAUUUGGCUCGAUUCGCAAUCCACGGUCGAAACUCGCUGCAGAUCAUCAUUGGCUUUCAUCAAGGCAAGAUUAAUGCAAGCGUACUCGAUGCAACGCUUUCGUCCUGGACAACAUUGGCUCGCCAGUGUGCCAAUGAGAAGGCAUUGCUCCUUCGUGUCAAUGAUCCGGACUACUGGGUGUUGCAAUUGAAAGCCCUGGUCGACUAUACAGAAAUUCAUGGCCUCUGGAAGGCACAGAUAUGCACUCUUGAGUUGAUCUUGCGCGUUGCUGAGCUCCAACCUGCAGGAGAUGUAUCAGAUGCUAUCAUCAUUCUCUCCCGGCUAGUACUGCAGAACUGCCGUCUCGGGUACUGUCAAAAGGCAGGUGAGCUCCUCUCACGCGGCGAGCAAUAUAUCGCGCAAAACAAAGUCUCUUCUCUCGCUUCCAUUUCCUACAAGGUUGCACAAGCCGAAUACCUUUUGGAGACCGGCGAAGUGGACAAAUCCGCCUCUAUUCUUUUUGGCGCACGAACUCUCUACGAAAAGAGCCACAAAUCAGAGCUCAGUCGAUUGACUGUUCUGUCGAAAAUCUCAUGGGAGAGACUCGUGGCAGACGCUGCUUUUGUCCAAUCUCGAUUGUUCACUGCCCAGGGCUCGGCUACUCAGGCCCUUUACUUCGCAAAACUGUCUGUUAGGUUAAAUUGCCGCAUUUGGGCCAAGGUCGAGAGGCUCGCACAGAAACACAAAGACAAGUCUCUGCCCGCUGCAGGAGGUUCUGAUGUCGAAACUGUAGUCGACGGCAUUGCAAAACUUGAUCUUUCCCAGAAUGGAUCUCCACCAGAUGUAUCCACCACAUACAUCCAAGGAGCGCCUUUUUGGCCACAUCUCGGGUCUCACCACACUUGCUUGCUGAACCUUGCAACCCUAUCCGCUCACCAUGGCCUGUUUCAAGAUGCAAUCUAUUAUGGCGAGCAAGCAUUGAAGAUCGACAAGACGCUUGAUGCGAAUGCGCGGUUACUUGCAGCGCAGACUCAGCUUGGAUGCCAUUGGGUUCUGAGUGGCCAUCUGAAUGAAGGCCAAGACCAUCUUUCUGCGGCAGCCGAGUCUUCGAAACAGACACAGAAGAGCAUCGAAACCGUGGGCUUCCAAAUGGCACUUGCAUCUCUGUACAAGAUCCAAGGCGCCCACGACAAAGCAUUCCGUGUUUUGUUAGAAGCAGAGAAAGUUGUCGCUGCUAUAACAUCGGCGGAUACACCAAUCAACGUAGACUCUGCUGCUUUCUCAAAACUGGAAGACAAGAUGGACAAGCUACGAGUCCGGUCUAGCAGUCGACGAACACCAACUCCCACCACCACCACCACUACUCGACGCACUCGGGCAACCAGCUCUGCGGCAAGCAAAGCGACAAAGAAAGCUCCAGCCCCGAAGCCCACAUCCCCAGAAAUCCAGUCUAAAUCUAUAACCCAACUCAAAGGAAAUAUUCUGAGGCAACAAGCUGAUUGUUUGCGGGAAUUACGCGACUUCGACCGCUCGGCGCAAACCCUCGCCGAGGCUCGGAAAUUUGCAGUGGGUAGAGAGAGCAGGAUCUCUCUGGAGAUUGGCGAAAGUGAACACCUGCUAGCAGAUGCAAUUCGUCAUUUUGCCAGUCAUGCGGUCUACUGUGUCUUGCCCGAAUCUACAAUUUCACUCCCAUCGCUCAAAACGCCGAGCAAGACGGCAGAGGAACCCAUCGCGCCCGCACGAAAAGCCUCAACAAGGCGAGCCAAGGCACCAGCUAAGACUGCUCGCACUAAGGCCCAAAAAGCAAGCGAGGACUUCUCAGUGAUGUUGUCCAAGGCGAGCGACUGCCUUGCCAGUGUGUUUUCUGAUGCCACAAUCCUUGGCUCAACACUCGAUGGCCAUGCGGUUUCUCGUCUGAUGAGCCGGAUCUCGAUGCUUUCGCAUGCGACUUCUCCUGGACUUCCAGCCAACUUGGCUCAGUCGCCUGCGAAUAUGAAUGAAAUUGGGCGUGUUGGCGCUUUUGCCCGUGAAAGCAUGGCUAUUGAUAUUGAUCGCCAGCUGGCUGACCACGCCGACCCCCUCCUUUGGCCCACAUCUUUCCCCUCGGCUGUUGAGUUGGACGACGAUCUAUGCUCUAACUUCACACAAGACUACGUGGACAUCCUACCUGAAAGUUGGAACGUUCUGUCCCUGUCACUUAGCGCAGAUCAGACUGAAUUCGUGGUCUCGCGACUACAGAAGGACCGCUCUCCAUUCCUCUUACGUCUGCCCCUUCACCGAGGUAACUCAGAAGACGACGAAGAGGAGCAAUUUACCUUUGAGGAUGGCAAGGAGGAGAUGAGUGAACUGAUCAAGUUGGCCAACGAAAGCGCCCAUGCAGCCAAGUCUAACACGGACAAGGUCUCCAAGAAGGAAUGGUGGAAGACCCGAGAGGCACUCGAUCGUCGAAUGGAGAGUGCUCUUCAAAAUGUCGAGAAUAUCUGGUUUGGUGGUUUCCGUGGUGUAUUCUCGCCACUUUCACAAGAAUCCACUGCUCUGGCUCGAUUCGCUACCGUUUUCCAGGGCCUUCUCGACAAGCAUCUUCCAUCUCGACAGAAGGGCGGCAAAGCUGAUGGGCCGCGACUCACCCUCCACCAGAACGUGAUUGACUUGUUCGUUGGGCUUCGCGACCUUGAAGAACAGGAAGAACCCGAGGAUACCUUGAUGGACCUUCUCUACUUUGUCGUGGACAUUCUUCAAUUCCAGGGCGAACGCAAUGCCUACGAUGAGAUCGACUUUGACAUGAUGGUUGUGGACACUCUGGACGCGUUGCGCAGCUAUCACGAAGCUGCACGCGACGAGCUCGCGGAACGACCGCCCAAGCACACAGUUCUUGUCUUGGACAAAGCUCUCCAUCUCUUCCCAUGGGAGUCCCUUCCCUGUCUACAAGGGUACCCUGUCUGCCGAGUUCCAUCUCUCGAGUGCCUUCGUGACCGAAUUCUCCAAUUCCGUAAGUCACCAUCCGGGGCCGUCGUGGACCGCAAGUCUGGCUCCUUCGUUCUCAAUCCGACCGGCGAUCUCCGUACGACACAAACCACCUUCGAGCAAGACCUCUCCAAGUUCAAGUCUUGGAACGCUAUUAUCCAACGCGAGCCGACAGAAGACGAGUUCCGAGAUUCGCUGGAGACCAAGGGCCUUUUCCUCUACUUUGGCCACGGAAGCGGAGCACAGUACAUUCGCGGCCGAACCGUCAAGCGACUGACCCAAUGCGCCGUGUCUUUCCUGAUGGGAUGUAGCAGUGGCAGUCUGACCGAAGCUGGCGAGUAUGAGCCCUACGGCACCCCGAUGAAUUAUCUUCACGCGGGCAGCCCGGCGCUGGUGGCUACGUUGUGGGAUGUCACGGAUCGCGAUAUUGACCGGUUUACGACGACUACAUUUGAUGAGUGGGGUUUGAUUGCGAAGAAGGAGAAUAAAGAUAAGAAGCGUGGCUUGGAUGUCAGUCUUGACGCGGCGGUUGCGCGCUCAAGGGGCGCUUGUGUGCUGAAGUACCUCAAUGGUGCUGCACCUGUCGUUUAUGGAGUUCCGGUGUUCUUGGAGUAA
Penicillium brevicompactum is the source of this 6171-nucleotide messenger RNA. RefSeq names its product C50 family peptidase. Lineage: Eukaryota; Fungi; Ascomycota; Eurotiomycetes; Eurotiales; Aspergillaceae. Gene Ontology annotation, biological process: proteolysis; meiotic chromosome separation. Gene Ontology annotation, molecular function: cysteine-type endopeptidase activity; protein binding. The coding region runs from base 1 to 6171 and encodes 2056 amino acids. Gene Ontology annotation, cellular component: centrosome; mitotic spindle pole body; nucleus. The transcript is spliced from 2 exons. The record is from RefSeq and is a predicted model, not a curated record.